AUGGCUUCCGACGAGAUUGUCUGGCAGGUCAUCAACCAGCAGUUCUGCUCCUUCAAGCUCAAGACCACCAAGGACCAGAACUUCUGCCGCAACGAGUACAAUGUCACGGGCCUCUGCAACCGCUCCUCCUGCCCGCUGGCAAACUCGCGCUACGCCACCAUUCGCUCGCACCCCGAAACCGGCGCGCUUUACCUCUACAUUAAGACGAUCGAACGCUCUCACCAGCCAAACCGAUGGUGGGAGCGCAUAAAGCUCUCGUCCAACUAUGCCAAGGCCCUCGAGCAAGUCGACCAGCGCCUAAUCUACUGGCCCAAGUUCCUGAUCCACAAAAACAAGCAGAGACUUACGCGCCUGACUCAGGUGCGCAUAAGGUCGCAGCGCCUGGCCAAGGAGCAAGAGCGCCUGGGCGAGACGCUCGUGCCGAAGCUGGCGCCUAAGAUCCGUCGCAGGGAAGAGACGAGGGAGCGCAAGGCCGAGGCCGCCGCCAAGCUCGAGAGGGCUAUUGAGCGCGAGCUCAUCGAGCGUCUGCGCAGCGGCGCUUACGGCGACCAGCCGCUGAACGUGGACGAGACGGUCUGGCGCAAGGUGCUUAGAGGGCUUGAGCGCGGUGGCGAGGGUGUCAGAGACGAAGAUCUGGACGAGGGUAUCGAGGACGAGGAAUACGAGCACGAGCAUGAGCAAGAGGAGGGCGUCGGCGAUGUCGAGUACGUCAGCGACAUUGACGGAAGCGAGUCUGAGGGCGACGUUGACGACUUGGAGGACUGGCUGGGCGAGGAUGAUGACGACGAGGAGGCCAGCGAGGAGGAUGAUGACGAGAGCGAAGAGGACGAGAGCAGCGAGGAGGACGAGGACGAUGAGGAAGCCGAGAAGCUGAAGAAGGCGCUGGCCAGCAUGAAGAGGAAACGGCCGGCGGGCCCGCCGCCGAAGCCCAAGAAGAAGAGUGCCAAGGGCCCCAAGCGCGAGAUCGAGUAUGAGUACGAGAAGGAGACGGGCCCGCGCCAGACUGUGUCUGCGUAG
This is a messenger RNA of Aplosporella prunicola CBS 121167, 1017 nucleotides long. RefSeq lists its product as uncharacterized. The record is from RefSeq and is a predicted model, not a curated record. Gene Ontology annotation, cellular component: preribosome, large subunit precursor; nucleolus. NCBI's taxonomy places the organism in Eukaryota, Fungi, Ascomycota, Dothideomycetes, Botryosphaeriales, Aplosporellaceae. Gene Ontology annotation, biological process: maturation of 5.8S rRNA; maturation of LSU-rRNA. The transcript is spliced from 3 exons. Bases 1 to 1017 code for a protein of 338 amino acids.